Rhagoletis pomonella (apple maggot) is the source of this 1620-nucleotide messenger RNA. RefSeq names its product zinc finger BED domain-containing protein 1-like. The transcript has 2 exons. The coding region runs from base 1 to 1620 and encodes 539 amino acids. NCBI's taxonomy places the organism in Eukaryota, Metazoa, Arthropoda, Insecta, Diptera, Tephritidae. The record is from RefSeq and is a predicted model, not a curated record. Gene Ontology annotation, molecular function: DNA binding.
AUGUCAACCGUUGGAAGUGUCAGCGACUCUGACGAUGAAUGCAGCAAUAACACUAGCAGAAUUGGCAAAUCAGAUGUUUGGAAAUUUUUUGAAAAGAUUAAAAAUGGAACGAGCGCUAGGUGCAAAGCUUGUGGAAAAAUUUAUAAAACUACCGGCAACACAUCGAACCUCAGAGAUCACCUCAGGCGAUUGCAUCCUACUAUCAAAUUAUGUGAUUUGCCCAGGUCAUCUGGUAGCAUUUUGCCAUUCAUUGAAAACAAAUAUGAUAAGUUUUCUGCUCGCAAAAAGGCUAUUGAUAACGCAAUUUCUGAGUUUGUUGCCUGUAGCAUUCAACCCUUCAGCCUUGUCGAUGAGAAAAGCUUCCGAAAAUUAAUAAAUGUGCUGGACCCUCGCUAUGAGGUGCCGUCUAGGACGACGUUGAAGCACGUGCAGAUGGAGAACCUAUUUGAUCAAAUGAAAGCAAAGUUGUCUUCCACUCUGGAUAAAAUUGAGCAUCUUGCCAUUACAACAGAUCUGUGGACAUCGCUGGCGAGCAAGUCCUUUAUCACCAUCACGUGUCAUUUUGUAGACGAAGCUUUUAUUUUACGAUCAGCAGUGCUUUCAACAAAUAUUUUGCUAGAUGAAAGCAACCAUUCAGCACAAAAUAUUGCUGACACAGUGCGCUUGGUUCUGGAUAAAUGGAACAUUUACCACAAAAUUUCCGCUGUUGUCACCGACAAUGACAAAACAAUGAUUAAAAUGUGCCAAAUUAUACAAAAACGACAUCUUCCUUGCUUCGCGCAUACUCUAAACUUAAUAGUUCAAGAAGCUCUUAAGUUGGAUUGCAUUCAACCGGUCGUUGUAAAAUGUAAACGCAUCGUUACGUUUUUCAAAAAUAGCAACAUAGCAUACGCGAAGUUUAGAAAUGCACAGCAGCCAGGCAAGGUAUAUAGCCUAAAACAAGAGGUCCCCACCAGGUGGAACAGCGCCUUUAGCAUGAUUCAAAGAAUUAUUUUGACCAAUGACUCAAUUGCAAAAGUUUUACUGGGCACUCCAAAAGCACCUGCACCCCUGACAGCGGAUGAAGUUGCCAUUUUGAACGACAUUGUUAAAUUGCUGUCACCGUUUGAUAAUGCCACGGUGAAAACAUCUUCAUCAACCUCGGUCACAGUUUCGCUCAUAAUUCCAAUUGUGUGUGGACUCUGGGAUACCAUGGACGGUUUAAAGCUCAAAUUGGAAACCAAAGAAGGCUUCAAUAUGUUGGCUAUUCUAAUUGACUGCAUAAAACGAAGACUGUUGGAGUAUGAAAGACGUACAGUCACCAGAUUUGGGACUUUACUUCACCCUCGAUUUAAGAAGGAGGGCUUUCUUUCACCUCAAAAUGUGUCAGAAGCCACGAAGUUGCUGGAAAACGAUAUAACUCUUCUAAACAAAAAUGUCCAUCCAGCUAAUGAGAACACCGAGCCGCCAACUCCAACUGAAAGUCCAGGCCAUAACCAGCCACUGUUUCAGUUUCUCAAGAGGAAUAUUGCCAAAAAAAUUAGGACCGAUAGAGUGGACUCCAUUUUAAGCCUUCGCAACUAUUACGAUAGUCCAAAUCUUCAUGAAGAUUGUAAUCCUCUUGAGUACUGGCAUCUUUAA